AUGAGCAGAAUGGAAACUUUGAAGAGGCAUCUUCCUUUUUCUGGACCAGAAGGACUUCAAGAACUCAAGAAAAUUGCACUAAGGUUUGAGGAGAAAAUCUUCACCACAGCCACAAGCCAGUCUGAUUACCUGAGAAAAAUAUCAUUGAAGAUGCUGACAAUGGAGACUAAAUCUCAAAAUACUAUGAGCAAUUCUCUGCCACCCAAUUCUGCAAAUAACGGCAGAAGUCCCCCUGAUACUGGUAAUAGCAUUGAGCUGCAUAUUUCGUUGUGUUUUAUAUGA
Messenger RNA from Thlaspi arvense, 282 nucleotides. The record is from the annotation of a GenBank genome assembly. NCBI's taxonomy places the organism in Eukaryota, Viridiplantae, Streptophyta, Magnoliopsida, Brassicales, Brassicaceae.